GCCACCGGGCAUGUCCGUCCGUUGCUAUGCGCCUGUAUAUGAAAGACUUCCGUUUCCAUUGAUGAAAGAGAAACAGAUAAGUAUCACAAUAAUGAUAAAAGAUUAAUGGCGAAGAGCGCGCACGAUCUGGGAUGGCAUUGUUUUGCUUAGCAACCAUGGCGGAAACGACAGAGGACGGUCAAAUCAACACAGAUAAAAAACAACUGGUUGAACUUGUGGAGGACUUGAAACGCUCAAAUGCAGCGCAACAAGCACAGAUCGAUAUGUUUGAGCGAUAUAGUAGUGGGCUGGACCUACAGCCUCAAUCGGAGAAUUAUGAAACAGCAUCACAGAUAGAAAUGGCAGCGAGUCCAGGAAGGAAAACUAAAGCACGCACUCCAGAGAGACAACAGCUCCUGACACUAGAACAGAAAUGUGAUGUCGCCAAAAGCAUGCAUAAACUGAUGACUGAGGAUUUGAAGAGAGCAAAAGACCUUUCAGAAAGAGAGCUGGACAAUUACAAGGCAACUCUGGAAGAAGCUGAUAUCCACUUGGCGGAGGUUAAAAAAGAAUGUUGCCAGUUUGAUCGUGACAUUGGUAAAGCACUGCGGGAUAAAAAGAGUGUGACGAUGAGUGCUGAGAAGGUCAUCAGAUACAUUGAGGAUAAAGUAAAGGCCAAGGAAAGCCUGAUUGAGAAGUUGCAUCAGAAGAAUGCAGCACUCCUCGCAUACAAGAAAAAACUACAAAUCCAGUUGAAACAACAAGAGGAGAUGGGUGAAGGCCUGACAGCUUUGGACUUUGAGCAGCUCAAGUUUGGGAACAUGAAAUGUAGGAAGCGACUGGAUGAGCAAAACCUCAGACGUGUGGAACUCAAAUUACUCACAGGGAAGACCCUGCAUGUCUUGAAUUCUAAUAAGGAGAAGCUUCAGACCUUGACACAUGAGUCAGAUGUGCUGAGCAGUGACACUGCUUUACGGGCGAAAUUACUGAUUAAGUUUGAGGAGGAGACCAAGCAAGCAGAGGAGGAACAAAACAAAGCAGAGAUUCUGAACAGGAAGUUGAGGGGCCAGUUGGCUGAUUUUCACGUACCACAUGUCCUACAAUACAUCAACGUUAAGGAGUCUCAUGGUCAGCUGCAGAAGAGUGUUAAAGAAUGGGAACACAAGGUGGAGAUAGCAGAGAUGGCACUAAAAACAUACUCAAAAUCCUGGGACAAGCUUCGGAUCACUGCUGGAGCCAGAGCAGUUCCUGCACGACAUGCAGCCAUAGAUGCUGGAUUGUAUGGAUUCUGAAACAACAAAAACUAAACAUGUCCUAAAUAACCUCAAUACCCAAGAUGAUGUCAAAGAUGCCUAUAUAUUUUAAAACAAAUGCAUCAAUAUGAAGAAUAAUAAAAUGAACAUAAAAAUUACACACAACAAUGCAUUAUUAAUGAAAAGGUUUAUUAGUUAGUGCUGUGUAUAUUAAAUGCUACAUACAGAUAUUUAAGCAUGAAUGUCACAUCAACCGCCACAUGAAGUUUUCUUACUAGCUCAUUCACAAUCUACAAUUUGAAAAAAAGCUAAGGAGAAGUAUGUGCACUCGGAAGUGCAGAUACUUGGAACAGAUUACGGGAACUAACACAGCAGGCAUGCACGGGGUGGUGAGGUCUCAAAACCAUAGAGGAAGGCCAUUGAUCUUAACGUUCCCCUGUGGUCCUGAAACGUCUGCCAAGAAUAUAGAUAUUUAUAUAGAGAUUUUAAACAAUAUUAAUAAAAAAAAAUGUAUAUACAAACGUGAAAACAUAAAAAAACACAACAUAGUUUCCAAAUCCAACUGCUCAUUGAUACUUAAUGCCUACAGUUUAAAAAA
Molecule: messenger RNA, 1830 nt
Organism: Sinocyclocheilus anshuiensis
Lineage: Eukaryota; Metazoa; Chordata; Actinopteri; Cypriniformes; Cyprinidae
Product: coiled-coil domain-containing protein 113-like
Exons: 9
Coding region: 132-1271 (379 amino acids)
Biological process (GO): cilium assembly
Cellular component (GO): ciliary basal body; axoneme
Source: RefSeq, a predicted model, not a curated record